CCCCUAAGCACACUUUGGGCUAAAAAUGGACAACUCCUUUGUGGAAGAAGUGGCUGCAUCACUGGUGAGAGAAUUUCUCAGUAGAAAGGGUUUGAAGAAAACCAUCAGUACCAUGGACCGAGAGCUUCCACGUUCUGCACUUAGCAUCAACAACAGGAAUGAACUUCGAAAUGUCCUGCAUCUGCACUCCUUGUAUAAACAGAACAAGGCAAAAGAGAACCCACUGAAAACACUCCUUGAAAUUAUUACUAAUUACUUCCUUGAGCACCGUGGGACUUCCAGAAGCAUCAGUUCAGGUUCUGCUCUGUCAGCUCCUCAAAGUAAGAGCUCAGUAUCUCAUCCACCUGACCUCUCGGAUGAAGAUCAUGUGUGUGGGAGUGCCACUAUGCUUGAUGAAAGCAAAACUCAAGCUCACAGAUAUGAUAUUGAGAAUCCACUAGAUAAAAUCCUUCCAUCCAGAAAACAUCAGCACAAAAGUGAAAAAUGCCACACAGUGGCGAUACACAACAGCCACUCACCCUCUAAUGGGGAUAAGAAGUUAAAAGGUAGUCGAGAAGAUUUAAAAACAGCAACAAUUUCUGAGGAGCUGAAAUCCACAGUGAAGGAGAAACCAAGGCCCAGGUCUGGUCUCAUUGUCAGAGGAAUGAUGGCUGGACCAGUAGCAAAUUCGCCAGAGGAUCUGCCAAAAAGGAGGCUUUCAAAACGAUCCACUAGCAUAAGCAGCACAGCACAGUUCAAGGGUGAAGAACAUGAAGAAAACGACCCAAGUGUGCCAAGUACUGAUUUUCAAGAAAGCAAAGGAUCUUCAACACAAGUAAAUAUGGAAUUUGCAUCAAAGAGUAUAUCAAGCUCACACACAAGUUCAGCCUCUGAAAAACUAAGAAACAUCCCCAAAGGUACCGAUGACUCUUUUGCCAAACUGCUCUCUGAAAGAGAGAGGACCAAGACAGAGGAAAGAAAAUCAAUUCCAAGCUUUGGUACAGACAGCAGUGAAAAAAGCCUUAAAGUGAGUGCCCCUCAUAGACAUUCAGGGGCUGGAAGGGAGAAGAGAGAAAGAUCCCUCAGGAAAAAUGAGAGUCAGUUGUCAGGCCACAG
Molecule: messenger RNA, 1095 nt
Organism: Cariama cristata (Red-legged seriema)
Lineage: Eukaryota; Metazoa; Chordata; Aves; Cariamiformes; Cariamidae
Product: protein FAM188B-like
Exons: 5
Source: RefSeq, a predicted model, not a curated record